GUCACUACUUUCUGAAGGCCCCGCCCAGUCCAACAGGAAGACAACAGACCUGUAGUGGGAUGCUAAUUUGAGGCUGCUGGCGCUAAUUAUACGUACAGUUUUCGUCCAAAGCCGACGCAGCUUUUAAAAUGCCAUUAUUUGAUGGGCUCGGAAGCGGAGGAGAGAAGACUGCGAUUGUUAUUGACUUAGGAGCAGCAUACACAAAAUGUGGCUUUGCAGGGGAAACGGGGCCCAGGUUCAUAAUUCCGAGCGAGAUCCGCAAACCGGGACAGCAGCAGGCAGUCAAAGUGGUUCAGUACAACAUCAAUACAGAAGAGCUUUAUGUCAUUCUCAAAGAGUUUAUCCACAUACUGUACUUCAGGCACCUUCUGGUGAACCCUCGCGACAGAAGAGUGGUCAUCAUCGAGUCCAUCCUCUGCCCAUCCCACUUCAGGGAGACACUCACAAAGGUUUUCUUCAAACAGUUUGAGGUGCCAUCUGUGCUAUUUGCUCCCAGUCACCUCAUGGCCAUCAUGACUUUAGGCAUCAACUCUGCACUUGUGAUGGACUGUGGUUACACAGAGACGCUGGUGCUGCCCGUUUGUGAGUGUACUCCUAUUUUGCCAGCCUGGGAAGCUUUGCCUCUGGGAGGAAAAGGCAUCCAUAAGGAGUUAGACAGCUUUCUCGUGGAACAGUGCACCGUGGACACAGACACAACCACAGGGCAGAGCGUACAAGCCGCCAUUGGGACUAUCCCAGAAGAAACAGUGGAAGACAUCAAGGUGAGAACUUGCUUUGUCAGUGACCUGCAAAGGGGCCUCAAAAUCCAAGAAGCCAAAUUUAACUUGGAUGGCACAGCAGAGCGGCCCGCCCCUCCUCCAGAUGUCGAUUACCCGCUUGAUGGAGAGAAAAUCCUGCAUAUCAAAGGAUCCAUCAGGGACUCAGUGAUGGAGAUUCUGUUUGAACAGGACAACGAGGAGAAGAGUGUGGCCACUCUGAUACUCGAUACUCUGGUUAAGUGCCCCAUCGACACCCGUAAAGUGCUCUCUGAGAACCUGGUGGUGAUCGGAGGCACCGCCAUGCUGCCCGGCUUCCUGCACCGCCUGCUGGCAGAGAUUCGCCUCCUGGUGGAGAAACCCAAAUACAGUAACGUGCUGGCCAGCAAGAGCUUCCGUAUUCAUUCUCCCCCUGCAAAGCCCAACUGCACUGCGUGGCUUGGAGGUGCCAUCUUUGGAGCCCUUCAGGACAUCCUAGGCAGCAGGUCUGUGUCACGGGACUACUACAACCAGAUGGGGCGAAUCCCAGACUGGUGCUGCUUGAGCUCCCCUCCUCCCGAGUCUUUGUAUGAAGCAGGAAAGACCCCUCCUCCACUGAUGAAGAGAGCCUUCUCUACAGAGAAGUAGAAUAUAUUAAUUCCAACAUUUCAGUAAUCUGUAACAUAACAUCACAACACUUGAAGUUCACUCUUAACGACACAAACAGCUCAACGUGUUUUUAAUGUCAGGUCAUCAACCUUACAGUUAUUGUAUGUGUUUUUAUUUUGACUGUUUGAUCAGGCAAGCAGAGUUUUGGAAAGAAUAUCAAAAGAAAAGAGCAGAUGUUUGGAUUUUUCAGCAUUUGGAAUAUUUUUGCACAUGAAUUCUCGCUCUAUUAAAUCUGGAAUAUUGUCUGAGCUCCACGAAGCUGCGUCUUCUGUUAAAGCCUCAUUUAGCGAGAUGCUAAAUCUGUAUGUACUUCUCUCACUCUGAUCCACACCUCCUGUUUUAUUUUUUUUUUGGUUGGUUUUUUUGUUUUAUUUUUUAUUUUCCUGUACUGUUUUUGCACUUAAAGUGAGUCGCACAAUCCACUGAAAAGUUUCUAGUCACUACCAAGGUAAACUUAGUCAUUGAUUUGUCAGCAGACUUACAGAAAAUGCUGCUGUGUAAGUCAUUUAUUUUGGUCACAAGCUACGCUUCCUGCUUCUAUUUAGUGGGUCAGCGUGAUGCAAAGUGUUUGCCCACACGUACGCAAUAUUGAUGAAGUGUAAUCAGGCUGAGUAACUGAGAAGAUUUGUGUGUGUGUGUGUGUGUGUGUGUGUGUGUGGUGUUUUAUCGUGUUGUUCUGUAGUCCUCAAACCCUGUGGAAAUACACAGUCAAACAUGCUUUCAGUGAUUUUUCUCCCAUGAAAAGUGGUAACUGUGAUGUUUUAUAAAUAAAUAUCCAGACUGACAGGAGGAUGUUUGUGUAGUUCUGGGAUUAAAAAAGAAAAAUGAAGAAAUUGAGUUAUAUCCACUGCCUCUGCACUCGUGCUGCACUGUGUUUAGAUGACGGUGUAGGUUAUGUUCUUAUUCAGCCCUGCCCCGACACACUGUUAAUGCCUGCAUGUCCUGGAACCGAGUCACAUCUGUUUGGCCUUUUGGGUCACAUUAAUCACUCAGUGCUGCUCUGUCUGACGGCUUGGGAACCAGUAGCAUUUACCCACAAUGCACCUGUAUAUCAAGACUGGCAAACAAAAUUGUGGGAAAUCAAAUGUUUGGAUUUCAGUGACAGGAAUAAACACUGAGUGAUGCAGAUGAAA
Molecule: messenger RNA, 2536 nt
Organism: Maylandia zebra (zebra mbuna)
Lineage: Eukaryota; Metazoa; Chordata; Actinopteri; Cichliformes; Cichlidae
Gene: actr10
Product: actin related protein 10
Source: RefSeq, a predicted model, not a curated record